Molecule: messenger RNA, 3682 nt
Organism: Cyclopterus lumpus (lumpfish)
Lineage: Eukaryota; Metazoa; Chordata; Actinopteri; Perciformes; Cyclopteridae
Gene: zfyve21
Product: zinc finger, FYVE domain containing 21
Exons: 8
Coding region: 76-810 (244 amino acids)
Molecular function (GO): metal ion binding
Source: RefSeq, a predicted model, not a curated record
CGUGUUCAGACGGGACUUCGUGGCUGACGGCGUCCCUGCUGCCUCUCGGGGAGAAACAGCUGCUCACGGGGGAACAUGUCUGCGGUGCCCGAUGGGAAGAAGCUCGUCCGGAGCUCCAGCGGCCUCCGCAUGGUGCCCGAGAACGGCGCCUUCACCAGCCCGUUCUCCCUCGAGGAGCCGCAGUGGGUCCCGGAUAAAGAGUGCCCCAGAUGUAUGCAGUGUGACACCAAGUUCGACUUCAUCAGAAGAAAGCAUCACUGUCGGCGGUGCGGCCGGUGUUUCUGUGACAAGUGCUGCAGCAAGAAGGUGGCGCUGCCCCGCAUGUGCUUCGUGGACCCGGUGCGUCAGUGUGCCGAGUGCAGCCUGGCGUCCCAGAAGGAGGCGGAGUUCUACGACAAGCAGGUCAAAGUGCUUCUGGGAGGCGGGACCUUCGUCGUCACUUUGGGAACGUCGGAGAAGUCCGAGACGAUGACGAGUCGCCUCUCCAACAACCACAGGUAUCUGUUCCUGGAUGGAGAAAGUCACUUUGAGGUGGAGUUGUCUCGGAUCUCCAGCAUGCAGAUCCUGACGGACGGCUCGAGUCCAGGAGAGAGUGACAUUCACACUUACACCAGUCUGCUGGACAGUCAGUGUAUCUCUGAAGGAGGGACCUCGCGCGCCAACGGCAUGCUGCUCCACUACAAGCCAAUGGGCUCCCAGGACGUGCAGCAGCUCCGUGUGGAGGCCGCAGACGACAAGAAGGUGGCCUCGCUGUGGCUGACUGCGAUGCACAAGGCGGCCAAACUGCUGUAUGAAGCUCGGGACCAGUGACGUGGCGGCGGUUCUGUACCCGGAUCCCACCGGGGGGUUCGGUCUCGUUUGGUUUUUAUUAACGGCGGUUCUGCUUCUCCGUCUGGUUCCUCAUCGGUUCCUUGAUGCCAGUUGAUUUAUACACAACACACUUUAUUACCUCUAUAACCAGUACUUUGUACAUCUUGUUCACCACAAAGAAGCUUUUCAACUUGGUCUCUGAUGGUUUUUGGGAGGUUUUUAAAUUCCUGUGCUUUUAUUUUCUCUGAUGCUUUUUUCUUUUGAUACGGUUGAACUUGUCAAAUAGUUAAAUGUGUCAUUACACCUUUUCAUAGAGCAUCUUUCAUUACCUCAGAGAUGCAGUUUUAAUACUUUUAUAUAAGCUGCAGUUCUUUUGUGUCGUCUGGGAUUUUAUUUCCUAGAAGAAGUGAUGAGACACUUUACCCGUAGGGAGGUUUAGUUUUUAUUAUUCCUAAUUAUGGCUCCUCCCACAGAGGUCACCAAGUAGAGGCUGAGGACUGCUGCAGGUUAAAGGACAAAUCCACCUUAAAAAAAACACCCUGACACGCAGCUGUGUGCGACGCAUUUCGAGUGAAAGGCAUUCUGGGAAAAUAUCGUGAGAGAAUACUUCCUGAAAUGCAAAGAACAUCUCGCUGUAACCACAAAGUAAUAGAAAAUAGUUGGAUUUGUCCUUUGAGAGGCAGUUUUCUGCUUCUUUUCUGUAAAUUGUUAUUAAUAACUACGAUAACUUACAGAGUUAAAACUCUUUCGGCCUCUGAGGAAACAAAACACACAAAUAAAUGCUUUAAAUGUAGUUUCAUGUAUUGAAGUUUUGUACGAGCUAUUUUGUCAACUAUUCCUACUUUUAACUCGAGGUGUGUGCGUUUGUGUAGUUUUGUAACUUUUGUAAACAAUAAUUACUUUUCUCAGUUUUUAUUCCAUCAAUCAAAUGCCAUUCGGUUUUGGUUGAGCUACACGCUGAGCUACACGACGAGCUACACGUCGAGCUACACGACGAGCUACACGACGAGCUACACGACGAGCUAAACGCCGAGCUACACGACGAGCUAAACGCCGAGCUACACGACGAGCUACACGUCGAGCUACACGACGAGCUACACGACGAGCUACACGACGAGCCACACGUCGAGCUACACGCCGAGCUACACGACGAGCUACACGUCGAGCUAUACGACGAGCUACACGACGAGCUACACGUCGAGCUACACGGCGAGCUACACGACGAGCUACACGACGACCUACACGACGACCUACACGACGAGCUACACGUCGAGCUACACGACGAGCUACACGUCGAGCUACACGUCGAGCUACACGACGAGCUACACGACGAGCUACACGACGAGCUACACGUCGAGCUACACGUCGAGCUACACGACGAGCUACACGUCGAGCUACACGUCGAGCUACACGACGAGCUACACGUCGAGCUACACGUCGAGCUACACGUCGAGCUACACGACGACGAGCUACACGACGAGCUACACGACGUUGAGCUACACGACGUUGAGCUACACGUCGUUUUUUUCCUUAACUAUAAAUACCCCGAAAAAAAAUCUUGUGAAGUUAAAGUUUUUAAGAUUUUCAUUAAAUCAAUUUUGUAUUUUUGUUACUUUUUUUUUUUUUUUCAGCUAUGGGACCUUUUUGAGGUGGAAAAAGAGACGAAUGAUGAUUGAUUGAAUUGAAUUGAGCCAUGAAUGACACACGAGAUGUUUAAAGUUUAAAAGAUCAUUUUGCACCUCAAGAAAGUCGCAUUUCUGCCGCAAAACCCGAGUGGACUUCUAAAACUAAAAAGACGUAAUUAAAAAGACUCACGGACCGUAACGUGUUGGAAAGUUACACUUGUGCGUGGAACACCGCUACGUUAGCUAGCCAGCCAAGCUAACAUCCACGUUGGUCACGGAUAAACUACGACUUUCUUUACGUGCAAAAUUAUCUUUUUAAUUAGUUAAUUCUUUGCAAAAAUCAAACGGGGAAACGUUUGUUUUCUCCCAAAGUACGGUGGGACUUCGGAAGGGGAGGGACUUCGCCUCUAUCGUAGAUCUCAUUGGCUCGGCCGUUUGUGGUUUGUUAGCUGUUAGCCGUUAGCUGCUUCUGCUUCGCAUUCAAUAAAUGGACCUUGAUAAGACUUUUUUAUGUUGUCAACACUUACAUUUUAAAAAGUUUAAGUCUCUAACACUAUGGGAUGUAUUUAGCAAAGAUUACCAAGUGUCCUCGGCUUCCCGAUAAUUAGCUCAUUUUAAUUGAAUCAUUUUAAUCCUGCUGCCGUUCGUGUGUCUUGUUUUUUUUUUUGAAGAAAAAUUUAAUGAAGAACAGAAUUGGAUUUGUUGGCAUUUUACUUUUGUCACCGACGACGUUCAGCACCUCCACUUUGUAACUUAAAGUUUAUUUUUAUACGCUGCUCACCUAAGAAAUGAAACCUUUUCUGGAAGCAGAGGAGUUCCUCUAGGAAGGAGCUGCUGGGUGUGAAGAAGCUGCACACAGACGAUCAUGUUGGCCUCUGGAAGUCUAGAAUAAGAUGCACCGCCUCUUCAGGUUUUAACAUCCAAACCCGGUGAUAUCGGCAGUUAUGUUCAUUUGAAAAAAAUACAACAAUGUUCCCCUUUAUAAUCAUCAAAAACACACAACCUUCUGUGAAUUUCUGCAGUUUAAUUACCUUUUGUACUUCCAUUUAAAGCACAUGUGCCAGCUUUAAACAUUUUAAAGAUCCCUGUUAUGCCAAUAUGUGUGAUUAUGUAUCAUAAAGCCAACGAUCCUGCUGUGGUCUUCUUUGUACCUGCACUUUAAACCUGAUCCCGGCGCUUCAUUUAUUAAAACUGCUUCUGCACACUUUGUUGAUUAUUCUGUUGAGAAUAAAAAUCAAGUGUUUGUA